Messenger RNA from Telopea speciosissima, 3811 nucleotides. RefSeq names its product ABC transporter C family member 3-like. Bases 16 to 3726 code for a protein of 1236 amino acids. Lineage: Eukaryota; Viridiplantae; Streptophyta; Magnoliopsida; Proteales; Proteaceae. Gene Ontology annotation, biological process: transmembrane transport. The record is from RefSeq and is a predicted model, not a curated record. Gene Ontology annotation, molecular function: ABC-type transporter activity; ATP hydrolysis activity; ATP binding. The transcript is spliced from 10 exons. Gene Ontology annotation, cellular component: plant-type vacuole; vacuolar membrane.
UUUACUUUCGCUUGGAUGGGCCCUUUACUUGCACUUGGGUAUAAAAAAACAUUAGACCCACAAGAUAUUCCUCAACUUGCCAAUCGCGAUAGUGCCACUGUGGUAUUUUCUCAGUUUAGAAAUGAACUUGAAUCUGAUGGUAAUGGUGGUCAAGUAAACACAUUCAAGAUGGUGAAGGUGUUGAUUCUCUCAACGUGGAAAGAAAUUCUAUGGACAGCUAUAUUCUCUGUUAUAUGCACGUUGGCUUCUUAUGUUGGACCAUACCUUAUUAACGCUUUUGUUCAAUAUCUCAAUAGCCCUCACCAACAAAAAUAUAAAGGCUAUGUGAUAGUGUUUAUUUUCUUUCUUUCAAAGCUCAUUAGUUCCCUCUCAGAGAGACACUUAUUCUUUCAAUUAAGAAAGAUGGCAAUUAGGGUUCGUGCUGCCUUAGUCUCAAUAAUCUAUAAGAAGAGUCUAAAGCUUUCAAGCCAAUCAAAACAGAGUCACACUAGUGGGGAGAACAUUAAUUUGGUGACUGUUGAUGUUGAUAGGAUUGGCUUUUUUAGUUGGUACUUGCAUGAUAUAUGGACGGUGCCUGUUCAAGUUGUGCUAGCACUGUUAAUCUUGUACAAAAGCCUUGGAGUUGCCUCAUUUGUAGCUUUUAUUGCCACAAUAAUUUUAAUGUUAGCAAAUGUUCCACUGGGAAAAUUACAGGAAAAAUUUCAAGAGGGAUCGAUGGAUUCAAAGGAUAAAAGGAUGAAGGUGACAUCUGAGGCUUUGAGGAAUAUGAGGAUUCUAAAGUUCCAUGGCUGGGAAAUGAAGUUCUUGGCUAAGAUAACUGAGCUUAGAAACUUUGAAACAAGAUGGUUAAAAAAGUUACUUUAUACAUUAGCUAUGACUUCCUUUGUCUACUUGUGCUCUCCCAUGUUUGUAUCCAUGGUUACUUUUGGGUUCUGUGUGUUGAUGGAAAUUCCGUUAGAGUCAGGGAAGAUUGUAUCUGCUCUUGCAACAAUUAAUUUAUUGAAAGGACCCAUUUAUACUCUCCCAGAUACAUUCUCUAUGAUAGUUCAGACUAAAGUUUCACUUGAUAGGAUAACCUCAUUCCUUUGUCUCGAUGAUCUUCAUCCGAAUAUAGUACAAACACUUCCAAGAGAUAGUACCGAGGUUGCAGUUGAGAUAGUCAAUGGGAAUUUCUCUUGGGACCUUCAUUCUCCUAAUCUCACAUUAAAAAAUCUUAAUAUUCGAGUGUACCAUGGUAUGAAAGUGGCUGUUUGUGGUUCUAUUGGGUCAGGCAAGUCAAGUUUACUUUCAUGCAUACUAGGGGAAGUGCCAAAGGUAUUUGGAGCCAUUAAGUUGCAUGGGACGAAGGCCUAUGUUGCACAAUCACCUUGGAUACAGAGUGGCAAGAUAGUAGAUAAUAUAUUGUUUGGUAAGAAGAUGGAUAAAGAAAGGUACGAGAUGAUCCUUGAAGCAUGCUCAUUGAAGAAGGAUCUAGAAUUGUUUACCUUUGGGGACCAGACUAUCAUUGGGGAUAGGGGUAUUAAUUUGAGUGGUGGACAGAAGCAAAGGAUUCAGAUUGCACGUGCUUUGUACCAUGAUGCAGAUAUUUAUUUGCUUGAUGAUCCUUUUAAUUCUGUGGAUGCUUACACGGGAACUCAUCUAUUUAAGGAGUGUGUGCUAGGAAUAUUGAGUUCAAAAACAAUAAUUUAUGUUACACAUCAAAUAGAGUUUUUAACUUCUGCUGAUCUUAUCCUGGUUAUGAGAGAUGGAAAGAUUACUCAAGCAGGAAAGUAUGAAGAAAUUCUUAGUUCAGGAACUGACUUUAUGGAGUUAGUGGAUCCACAUAAGAAAGCUUUGGUAGAACUUAAUUCUAUCAAACAUGGUAGUAUAAUGUGUAGUGAGAAGUCUAUUCAAGAUGAUGAGGAAAGGGAACCCAAAAACUAUGAAAUAGAAAAAUUGACCGGGUCAGAAGGACAGCUUGUCCAAGAAGAAAUGAGAGAAAAGGGUGGGAUUAGUCUUUCAUUCUAUUGGAAGUAUGUUACCACGGCAUAUAAAGGGGCUUUCGUACCAUUAAUAUUAUUGUUACAAAUUAUUUUUCAACUUCUCGUAAUAGUUAGUAGUUAUUGGAUGGUGCUGGCUACUCCAGUUUCAGAGGAUGUGACAUCUCAUAUUAGUGGAUCCACUCUCAUCUUUGUUUAUGUGGCUUUGACCCUUGGAAGCUGUCUUUGUGUACUUUUAAGGUCCAUACUCAUUGUAACUGUUGGAUGCAAGACAGCCACUAUACUCUUCAACAAAAUGCAUUUGUGCAUUUUUCGUGCUUCCUUGACAUUUUUCGAUUCUACUCCAAGUGGAAGGAUUUUAAACCGGGCAUCCACAGAUCAAAGUGCAGUUGAUACCACUAUUCCACAUCAAUUUGAAGAACUUAUUAUUUCAGUCAUAAGUUUCCUAGGAACUACUGCAGUAAUGUCACACGUUUCUUGGCAAAUGUUAAUAGUGUAUAUUCCGAUGACUAUAACAUGCAUCUGGUACCAGCAAUACUACAUAGCUGCAGCACGAGAACUAUCAAGGCUAGUUGGAGUUUGUCGUGCUCCGAUUAUACAACAUUUUUCUGAAUCUAGUUUAGGUUCAACCACAAUCAGGUGCUUCGAUCAAGAAGACAGGUUUAUAGACACAAACCUCAAGCUGGUAGACGGGUAUUCCCGACCUAAAUUUUAUUUUUCUGGCGCAAUGGAAUGGUUAUGCUUUCGCAUGGAUAUGUUGGCAUCCAUCACAUAUGCAAUCUCGUUGGUUUUCUUGAUCUCAAUGCUAAAGGAAUUACUCAGUCCUAGUGUUGUGGGUUUAGCAGUCACAUAUGGGCUUGAAUUCAGUCUACAUGGGGUUGUAUGGGAUUUUAGCAUUCUUGAAAGUAAUAUAAUAUCUGUUGAGAGAAUACUACAGUACGUCUGCAUCCCUAGUGAACCCCCUCUACUGGUAGAAGAAAAUAGGCCAUGUCAUGAAUGGCCAUCACAAGGGAAAGUUGAUAUUGUUGAUCUACAGGUACGAUAUGCCCCACACCUUCCUCUUAUCUUGAGAGGUCUCACAUGCAUUUUCCCUGGAGGGAUGAAGAUUGGCAUCGUUGGGCGAACGGGAAGUGGUAAAUCAACUCUCGUACAAGCUCUCUUCCGCAUGCUUGAACCUAUAGCUGGUCAGAUUUGGAUAGAUGGUAUCAACAUCUCCAAGAUUGGUCUUCAUGACUUACGAUCAAGAUUGAGCAUAAUCCCACAAGACCCCACAAUGUUUGAGGGGACUCUAAGAAGCAAUCUUGACCCGCUUGAAGAGUACACUGAUGAACAAAUCUGGGAGGCUUUAGAUCAAUGUCAGCUUGGUGAUGAAGUUAGAAAUAAGGAAGGGAAGCUUGAUUCCCCAGUGACUGAGAAUGGAGAGAAUUGGAGCAUGGGUCAAAGGCAACUAUUUUGUUUAGGGCGGGCAUUACUAAAGAGGAGCAAAGUGUUAGUACUUGAUGAAGCUACUUCAUCAGUGGAUACUGCGACUGACUAUCUAAUUCAACAAAUGCUUAGGCAACACUUCUCAGGGUCUACGGUCAUCAUAAUCGCACAUAGGUUAACAUCAAUUCUUGAUAUUGAUAUGGUCCUCUUUCUCGAUAAUGGCCUUGCACUAGAAUAUGAUUCUCCUGCCAAAUUGCUAGAGCUCAAGUCAUCAUCAUUUGCAAAGCUUGUUAAGGAGUAUACUCAAAGAUAUAGUUCCUAGUUUUUGAAAGGCUAAAUAUGUGAGUUUUCAAUGUUCACAUGUGAGAAGGCUCCAUUAGACUGAGGUGCAUUGCUAUUUGGAGAAU